This is a messenger RNA of Drosophila santomea, 3777 nucleotides long. Its product is annotated as N-acetylneuraminate 9-O-acetyltransferase. NCBI's taxonomy places the organism in Eukaryota, Metazoa, Arthropoda, Insecta, Diptera, Drosophilidae. The record is from RefSeq and is a predicted model, not a curated record. The transcript has 3 exons. The coding region runs from base 216 to 2825 and encodes 869 amino acids.
UAUCGGCCGGCGAAGCAAAAGCUAAAGUAAAGUAAAAUAAAAGCAAAGCAAAAGCGAAACAGCAGGCAAAAGGAGGAGUCGCUGUCCAAGGAACAAGCGAAACUGGGUUAAACCAUGCCCAUGCAAUAGGCCAAAUUAUCUACAAUAUAGGCCACACUUUCCGACAAAGACCGUGUGGAGGAGGAGGAGAAGCGGCGGCAGACAGCUCAUAAAUUAUGGAGCUACGCGAACUGCGCGGUGGAAAUGGUGGAAGUCUUGGAAGUGGCGGAAAUGGAGGAGGCGUAGGAGCAUGUACACCCGGAACCUCUGGGACGUCAACAAAUGGAUCCCCAAGUCCCGAACUAGGCGGCAUUUGCAUUGGAGGCGCCGCCGGAGGACAUCGUAUGCCCACCAGAGCGGAUAUAUUUAUGGAGCAACUAAACGCCGCCAAUGCCAAGAAGGUGGCUCUGCUUCUGGUCCUCGGCUUCAUCGUCUAUCACGGCCUGCUUAACUGGAAUUACGGAAGUGACUCCUGCCAGUGGCUGCUGUCCAAGGGCCGAUUCAAGGGCGACAACGAGUGGCAGCCGUACGGUUGCAUGGUGCACAAGUACUCCCUCACUGACACAAGGCGCUGUUUGCGUUACCUUGCCUUCUUCGACAACAAGAACAACUUUGUGUUCAUUGGCGACGAUAGUAUCCGGCUGCUCUACAAACGAUUUGUGGAGCAACUGCGACUGCCAUUGGCCGCGGAUGAGGUGGCCGACGAGGAGGACAAUAACGCCUCUGUGACUGAUGGCUCAGCCCGUUUUGAGGACAAGAAGCUGCAUAUGCUGGCCCAGUACAUUCGGGCAGAGGAGGUGAGUCCGUUGCUUGUGGAGCAACUGUACCGAUUGGAAGCCGAGAAGCAGCUGUCCUCCGUGUACGUUGUGGGCUUCACCUAUACUGGUUUGCUCGCCGGAAACACCACAGACGAUGUGCUGCGGCAAUAUGCCGCUAAUCUCACGUUGCUGGUGGCUCCGUUUCAUCGCCUGGUGGCGCAAACGUCGCGUGUUCUGUGGAAGUUGGCAGACCGCGUGGACGAAGAGAAACUUCCUCCGCACUGGAAGCUGCUCCAGAACGAGCACAUCGAUCGUUUAAACCAUGUGGCCAGGGGUGUUUUCCGCUACACGGAGGCCAGUGUUUGGGAAUCCGCCUGGCACAUAGCCAAUGGUUUGCUGGACAACGCCGUCGAUGGUUAUCAACUGUGCGCCCAUGGCCAGCGACUGGAGGUUCAGCUGCUGUGGAACAUGUACUGCAAUGACUACAUGAACUACAAUGAUGGCACCUGCUGCAGCAGCUCUGAGCCAUACACCACGCUGCAAAUAGUGGCAUACGCCUUUUUUGGCGUCUGCAUGACGCUUGUGUGUGGCAUGUGUCUGCGCAGAUGGUUGCUUCAUCUGCGGGGCCAGACUUUGUAUGUGCCUUUGCAGCAGCAGCAGCAAUCCCACGAAGGCGGAAGAGCAGGUGGAGGAUCACCGAGUAAUGCCUUAUCCGCUCUGAUAACCGACUAUGGCACUCCCAUGGUGGCGCUAUCAUUGCUGGGCCUAAUUUUGGCCUAUUUCUACCUCUGCGAUCGCACAAACUUCUUUAUGAAGGAGAACAAAUACUACUCUGAGUUUAGCUUUUGGAUACCAGUGGGCUAUGUCUUUGCCCUCGGACUGUUUUUUACGGAGGAUUCGCGGUUCACUAAGGUGCUCAAUCGCGAUCAAACGGAUGAACUGCGUGGCUGGAUAUUGCUGGUGGUGCUUAUAUAUUACAUGACCGGAGCACAGCGAGUGCUGCCCAUUCACAUGCACAUCAAGCUGUUGAUCUCAGGAUACUUCUUCCUUACCGGAUACACGCACUUCACGCACAUGUGGCAGACGGGUGGCAGUGGCUCCCUAUUCGUGCGCUUUUUCCAGGCCAUGUUCCGGGCAAACUUUCUCAGUGUACUGCUGUGUUUCUGCAUGAACCGGCCGUAUCAGUUCUACUAUUUUGUGCCACUACUAUCCUUCUGGCUGUGCAUCGUCUACUUUGUGCUGGCACUGCCGCCACGAAUUUCGUCGGCCUCUGUGGACACUAAUCCGCUGCACUAUCUCUAUUUGGUGUGCAAGUGCAUUGGUUGCCUGGGCGGCAUCACAGUGCUCUUCAUGUCGGAGGUAUUCUUCGAACGGAUCUUCGUGACGCGACCGUGGAAGGCGCUGUUUGUGACCACUGACGAUGACCUGCACGAGUGGUGGCAUCAGUGGAAACUGGACCGGUAUACGGUGGCCUUUGGCAUGAUAUAUGCCGCCUGCUUUCACAUUGCCCAAAAGUACAAUGUAUUCGAUGACAACAACCAUGGGAAUCUGUUUUCACGGAGGACAUCAAUAUCAGUCACUUUGCUGGCACUGCUGGGCGUCGGGGUGUACACUUCGUUUACGUUCCUUUGCCGCAACGUUCAGAACUGUGAGGAAAUCCAUUCGUAUAUCCUGUUCAUCCCGAUUGUUGGCUAUGUGGUCCUCAGGAACAUCUCGGGUAUCCUACGUACUCGAUACUCGGCAUUCUUCGCCUGGUUUGGCCGCAUCUCGCUGGAGCUGUUCGUCUGCCAGUAUCACAUUUGGCUGGCCGCCGAUCGGCAUGGAGUUCUGGUGCUGUUGCCCGGUUUCCCCACGCUCAACAUGAUCAUUACAUCGUUCAUCUUUGUGUGCGCCUCGCACGAAGUACAUCGCCUCACCCAAAUCCUGCUGCCGUAUGCGGUGCCCAGCGACUGGCGUCUGGUCAUGCGAAACUUCGUCAUCUUCCUCAUCGUGCUCAUACCCGUCGCCCGAUCGGAUGGCAUGUUCUGAUCCUGAGCGAUUCGCAAUCCAAUUGCCGCCCAGGUAUUGAUCCAAAGUAUUCGAUAGUUAGUAUCCCCUUCGUAAAAAAAGAGCGAACUUAAGUGUUUAACUUCAGGGUGGAACGGUUUUGUAUCUUAGCUUAUGACCUUAAAAUCCUUCUGCAAUAUCUCAAUACUUUUUAAAAGAUACUUAACUCUAAGGCCAUAGGUCAAAAAUUUGUUUUCAGUUUCCUUAAGUAAACCGGGAUUUGGCAUUUUUGCCAGAUUCAGACAAGACAAUAAUUUAAUUUGUUAAUGUUAGCUCAGUAUGUUUAUUCGAUUAUAGUCGGGAUCAGAUAACUUUCAGUUAAAGUAUAUUUAUUUUUCCAUAUUUACCAAACGUUCCCCCCUUGUUUAUAAAGUGCGUGUCAUAGCUAUAAGAAAAAAAUUGUGGUCAUGUCUCGAAAUGUGAUGUUAAACUUUACUUAAUCGAUUUGGCUAUUCGCUAAUGUGCGAGCGCAACUCUAUUUAAGUUGUUGAAAUUAUUCUUGAACUUACACGUAACUAAAGUAGCUUAAUGCAAUUUCAUUUUUAAGAUUAAAGCUCCCAAAAACUAUUUGUAUAUUUGUUUUAUAAGUUAAGUCGCUAGCUGGCGUUUUUAAUUCCCAAGAAACAUCAGCAAAAUUACAGAAUAUAUGGCUUUACCUAAACUGCACAGUAUUCUUAUAGUUCUGAAACGCACUUCACACACAUAGUUAACUAUAUGUAUGAAAACAUGAUAUAUAUAUGCGUACACAUAUGUAGUAUAUGUGUAUUGGAAUAAUUUGCGCCUAUGUAUACAACCUAGGGUUAACAUAGCUUUAAUUAAAUUUUGCACAACUUACUUAACAACUCACCUAACCAAACACACUCACUCAAACACACACAGCGGCAAACCAAAUGUAUGUAUAAAGCAAGAGAAUAAAGCAAUGGAUAUACACUUA